CAAUUACCAUGACAGAGACGCAGACGCGCCACAAACGUCUACCGAAAGCAGUCCGAGAGAAGCUGCCGCCAGAGAAUGAGCGUUACGUGCGAUGCUGCGCGGAUAUUGCCAAUUAUCUGGUCGAGGACUUUGAGGCCUCUCAGCAGCCCGAUGCGAAGAAGAAGGACUUGAAUCUGAAUUCACUUCGUGGCUCCUUCUCCAAGAAGCACUACCUGUCCCGCCAGCCGCCUCUCACAGACAUCAUCGCCGCCGUGCCCGAGCAGUACAAAAAAUACAUUCUGCCGAAGCUCAUCGCGAAGCCCAUUCGCAGUGCCAGUGGGAUUGCCGUGGUGGCUGUCAUGUGUAAACCGCACCGAUGCCCUCAUAUCGCGUACACGGGCAACAUCUGCGUCUACUGCCCGGGAGGCCCAGACUCCGACUUCGAGUACAGUACACAAUCCUAUACGGGCUACGAACCGACCAGUAUGCGAGCUAUACGGGCACGAUACGAUCCGUUCGAACAGGCGAGGGGCAGAGUGGAUCAGAUUCGGAACCUGGGACACAGCGUGGACAAGGUCGAGUACAUCAUCAUGGGUGGCACAUUCAUGUCGCUCUCACCCAAGUACCGCGAGACCUUCAUCUCGCAAUUGCACAACGCCUUGUCGGGCUACUCCACAUCGCAGGUCGAUGAGGCAGUUCUAGCAGGUGAGCAGAGCACAACCAAAUGCGUAGGCAUCACGAUCGAGACGAGACCGGAUUACUGUCUGCCGCCUCAUCUCUCCGACAUGCUCCGUUAUGGCUGCACCAGACUCGAAGUGGGUGUGCAGAGCUUGUAUGAAGACGUCGCAAGGGAUACCAACCGCGGUCAUACUGUCAAAGCUGUCUGCGAAACCUUCUGCCAAUCCAAGGAUGCAGGCUUCAAGGUCGUUUCGCACAUGAUGCCCGAUUUGCCGAAUGUAGGUCUCGAGCGCGAUCUCUUCCAAUUUCAAGAAUACUUUUCCAAUCCCGCAUUUCGCACAGACGGUCUGAAGAUUUACCCUACGCUUGUGAUUCGUGGAACAGGACUGUAUGAACUCUGGCGAACAGGACGAUACAAGAAUUAUACGCCCAACGUCCUCAUCGAUAUCGUCGCGCGGAUAUUAGCACUCAUUCCGCCGUGGACGAGAAUCUAUCGUGUGCAACGAGAUAUUCCCAUGCCACUCGUCACGUCUGGCGUCGAGAACGGCAAUCUACGUGAAUUGGCCUUGGCGCGAAUGAAGGACUUUGGCACGACGUGUCGAGAUGUGAGAACGCGAGAAGUCGGCAUCAACGAAGUCAAACACAAGAUCCGUCCGAACCAAGUCGAGCUCGUGCGGCGAGAUUAUGUCGCCAACGGAGGCUGGGAGACCUUCCUCGCGUACGAAGACCCGAAACAGGACAUUCUCAUUGCCCUACUACGCCUGCGAAAGUGCUCGGAGAAGUACACGUACCGGGAAGAGUUGACAGGGCAGCAAUCGAGCUUGGUCCGAGAACUUCAUGUGUAUGGAAGUGCGGUGCCGAUCCACGAGAGGGUGAAGGGGAAAUCGCAGCAUCAGGGUUACGGGACUCUGCUAAUGCAGGAGGCUGAGAGGAUCGCACGAGACGAGCAUGGCAGCAAGAAAAUUGCCAUCAUCUCUGGUGUUGGCGUCCGAGGAUAUUACAGGAGACUAGGGUACUGGCUCGAUGGUCCAUAUAUGAGUAAAUGGUUGGAGCCAGAGGAUGAAAGUGAUGAAAGUGAUGAUUGAGAGAUUGCGGAAUGGAGCGAGCUCGAGCAGGAGACAAUGAUACCCA
This is a messenger RNA of Sphaerulina musiva SO2202, 1788 nucleotides long. RefSeq names its product histone acetyltransferase ELP3. The transcript has a single exon. Gene Ontology annotation, cellular component: cytoplasm; nucleus; elongator holoenzyme complex. Gene Ontology annotation, biological process: tRNA wobble base 5-methoxycarbonylmethyl-2-thiouridinylation. The record is from RefSeq and is a predicted model, not a curated record. The coding region runs from base 9 to 1742 and encodes 577 amino acids. NCBI's taxonomy places the organism in Eukaryota, Fungi, Ascomycota, Dothideomycetes, Mycosphaerellales, Mycosphaerellaceae. Gene Ontology annotation, molecular function: acyltransferase activity, transferring groups other than amino-acyl groups; iron-sulfur cluster binding.